AUGCCAAUGACUGCUGCAAGUAUGUUUUGGCUAGAUACUCUUCGAGAUUAUAAAACUGAUCAUUCGUUACCGUUACCAUUUGAUCGAUAUCGUCUAUCUGAUGAAUAUCGAACUGGUCGUGAAAUGUCUGUCUCAUUCGAUUUUGGUGAAGAUCUUUCACAUGUUUUUCUCGCUUAUUCAUCAUCAAAUAGCAUAACAGCUCUACAACUAGCACUUGCUUGUUAUUAUGCAUUCUUGUUCAAAUUGACUAAUGGAGAAAAGGAUUUAUGUAUUGGAAUGAACACACAUGGAAGAUAUAAAGAAGAAUUGAUGUCAGUGAUUGGAAUGUUUGUCAAUACUAUUCCUUUGCGAUGUCAACUAGAUCCUCAUUGGUCUUUUCAUCAGCUAGUUGAGCAUGUUAAAGAGAUAAUUACAAAUACUUUAAAAUAUUCUUAUUUUCCUCUUCAACGAAUCCUCUCUCAACAUCCAAAUGCUACCAAACCUGCAUUUAUUGAGACAUCAUUCGAAUUUCAGUCAUUUAAAAGUAAAAGUGAUAAGAAAGAAAUGAUGAUUGGAAAUGCUCGAAUUAUUGCUGCGCCGAUUUCAAAAAAUAUUGGGGAAGAUGGAAUAAUGAGCAACUUUGAUUUCACUCUUACUAUUCAACAUGAUUUGGAUAUUGAUCAACUUUCAUGCACAAUCAAUGCAUCACUUGACUUGUUUGAUAGAAAAACAAUUGAUAUAAUUACUCAACGAUUUCACUCAAUGUUAGAACAAUUAUUUAACGUAACAGAUAUUCAGAUGAAGAAGCCAAUUUAUGAGUUCUCAUUAAUAUUACCAAAUGAAAAAUUUUUUACGAAAUCAAUGAAUAAUACACAAUAUCUAAAUUUUUUAGGUGAAGUUUUACCAGUAAAAUUAGCCAAAUUAAUGCGAAGUAUGGUAACAUCAACAUGUCGAGUAUGGAAUUUGUAUGGACCAGCUGAAAUAACUAUUGAUUGUACAUCUCACGUUGUUGAUAUUACGUCCGAUACGAAGAGCAUUCCAAUUGAACGUACAUUACCGAAUUAUCGAUGUUUGAUUUUGGAUAGUUGGUUACAGUGUAUUGUCAUCCCACAAGAAGGUGAAUUAUAUGUUGGGGGUGUAGGCGUCUUUAUUGGUUAUCUGGGACGUGAUGAUUUGACAGCAAGAGCACUUCUAUUGAUAGAUGGCGAAGUAUUUUAUCGAACAGGUGAUCUUGUUCGAAUGGAUAACAAUGGUCUUCUUCGUUAUCAAGGAAGAAAAGAUUAUCAAAUCAAGUUACAUGGACAACGUAUUGAACUUGGAGAAAUCGAACAAUGUUUACUUGAGACCUCCAUCUCUACUUGUGUUGUCAUCAAAUGGGGUGAUGAUCAUUUGGUCGCUUAUGUUCAAAGCACUGAUAUUAAUGUAGAAGAACUGCGUAAACAUUGUCAAUCUCAUCUUCCACCUCAUAUGAUUCCAUCGAUAUUUGUUGUUUUGGAGAAACUUCCUAUAAAUGCAAAUGGAAAAAUAGAUCGAAAGCUUCUUCCAGCAUCUCAAUUUUCGUCGUUGACGAAUAUCGAUCAAACUGAUGUAAUUCUAUUGACACCGCUGGAAGAACAUCUAAAAUGCAUAUUUAGUAAGGCAUUUCAUAAUGAAUCACCAAAUGUAAAUAUGUCAUUUGGACAAUUGGGUGGUACAUCACUUGAUGCUAUACGAGCACUUGUACUCAUUCGACAAGAAAUAUGUACAAAGUAUUUAUUAGGUACACCAUUUUAUAAUUCUUAUCUUCGAUUAUGUGGUGCCAAAAUUGGAUAUCAUACACAUAUUUACACUACACUAAUCGAGGCUCCUUGGUUGCUUGAAGUGGGAGAAUCAUCAUUUAUUGGCGAAGAAGUUGUACUUUCAAGACCUAUCACAUCAGGAUACUAUCCAAUCAAUUCUUACUAUUACUUACAUAAAUUGUGGUUACGUCAAUUGAUUAUAACAUCAUUUCAUCAAGCGUUAGAUUUUCUACCACCAUUCGAUGUUCUUUCAUCUGUCCUAUUACGAUGGUUAGGAGCACGUAUCGAAGAUGAUGUCAAAAUCCUUAACUUUCAUCAAAUAUUACGUUUUCCAUCAAACCUUCUUAACAUUGAACGUGGUGUGACAACAUUUGGUGGAGCUAAACUUGUCUCAUUCAAAAUGACGAAAGAAGGUCUUUGUUAUCUUGAUGAAAUACAUCUUGGCUCACAUACAAAUCUUGGCGGCGGCUGUACAAUUAUGCCAGCGACAAAACUUCCUUCCAAAACAAUCGUUGGAAGUUUAACUUUGGUUACACAAAAAACAGUUAAUACACAAAGAACACAAUUUCUUGUUUUUCUUUUUCGUGUGCUUGGUGCUCAAAUCGGAUCUGAUGUUAUUCUGCCUGAUAUUAGUUGUCUCACUGAUCUUCAUCUUGUUAAUAUUGGUAAUCAUGUUCGUCUCAGCAAGAGUGCUGUCAUCCAACCUCAUACAUUCGAACAGCGUAUAUAUAAAUUGGCACCAAUUACUGUAAACCAUUCUAGUGUUCUGAUGAGUAAUACGUUAGUACUUUCUGGAGCAAGACUUCAAGGACAAAAUCGUAUCUUACCAUGGACACUUGUGAUGAAGGACGAUCAACUACCACCUAACACAAACUGGUCUGGUGUACCUGCUAAACAAGUCAUCUAA
Rotaria sordida is the source of this 2664-nucleotide messenger RNA. NCBI's taxonomy places the organism in Eukaryota, Metazoa, Rotifera, Eurotatoria, Philodinida, Philodinidae. The record is from the annotation of a GenBank genome assembly.